Molecule: messenger RNA, 2463 nt
Organism: Liolophura sinensis
Lineage: Eukaryota; Metazoa; Mollusca; Polyplacophora; Chitonida; Chitonidae
Product: tRNA (guanine(6)-N2)-methyltransferase THUMP3-like
Exons: 9
Coding region: 1-1617 (538 amino acids)
Biological process (GO): tRNA methylation
Molecular function (GO): tRNA (guanine) methyltransferase activity
Source: RefSeq, a predicted model, not a curated record
AUGGCGACGCCCAUGGACAGCACCACGCGUCAGGGCGAUGUUGGGAGAAGGUGUGUCAUAGAAGCAACUGUAGUGACUGGUUUUGAGAGUAUUGCAAGGUCUGAGGCGAUACAGAAAAUUCCUGGGUCUAAAGCUCACUGUGAAAGAGGCAGAAUUUUCAUCAAUCUUCCGAUAUCGUCUGUUAACAAGAUUCUUGGUCUUUCAUCAGUUGAUAACUGCUUUGUGGUUAUGACACGAUUUCCUGAAGUUGUCUUCUCCCAAAAUGAGCUUGAGGCUAUGGGGACCAUCCGUAACCUUGUGAGAAGUGUUGAUUGGGAAGUUGGCCUCAGAGCAUGGCAAGAAAUCUUUACGUUUGAUCAUCCCAUUUUAUAUCAGCCUGAGGUAAUACCAGAGGACCUUGGAGAGCCGCAAAUUGUCUCUAGACGACCUCCAGCGAAAAAACAAAAAGUGGAUCCUGAGUCAGAAGCAGAUGAACAUGUCAUUGCUUCCAAAAUGAAUGAGCCAAAUGAAGGAAGCACAGCAGCUUGUGAUAAGAAAACAAUCAGCACUGAUGAAAAUGCAUUAACGAAAGCUGAAGGAAAAUCUACAUGUUCCUUGGAAUCUUCAGAUAGUAGCAAAGAGAAAGAAGCUCAAAUCCCUUUAGAAAAGAAUAGCAAUUCUAGCACCGGUGAACAACCUGCAAGAACAAGACUUACAACUCAUGACCCCUCGAAGCUAACUUUUCGAGUAACCUGUAACAGAACAGGGAAAAACCAUUGCUUUCAGUCAAUGUGUGCUGCAGCAAACUUUGGCGGUGCAAUCCAUCAGUAUUUCCACUGGAACAUUGAUAUGAAGAAAUUUGAUGUGGAGGUCAUGCUAAAUAUUGAUGGGUCAAAUGUGAGUGCUUGCCUUGGUUUGACUAAAGAAAGUCUGCACAGACGACACAUCACACACUUUGGACCAACCACACUGAAACCGACGAUAGCUUACAACAUGCUGAGAAUGUGUAAAAUCCGGGCAGGUGAUGUGGUAUGUGAUCCAAUGUGUGGAGGUGGAACCAUUCCAAUUGAGGCAGCAGUAAAUUGGCCACAAGCAGCACAUGUGUGUGGAGAGAUCCAUACUCUGGGGGCAAACCGCACCAUGGAUAAUAUACAAGAGCUGAAUAAGAAACGGCUUGCCAAGGGGAAACCCCCUGUUGUGGUUGAUGCCAUUCAGUGGGAUGCCUGUGCUAUGCCCUUUAAGGACUCCUCUGUGGAUGUGUUCAUUGCUGAUCUAGUAAGUUUGCCAUUUGGGAAAAGAAUUGGUCACAAGGUGGACAACUGGAAGCUGUACCCAGCCUCCUUGCUGGAGAUGGCACGUGUGAGUCGGCCGGAGACUGGUCGAGCUUGUUUCCUCACGCAUGACAAGAGGUGUAUGAUUAAGACGAUUCAUGGGCUGAAAAAAUUCUGGCGACAAGUGAGAAGUGUUGGAAUUAACAUUGGUGGGCUGUCUGCUGUUGUUUUCCUGCUGUACAGAACAGGUAAAACUGUCUCACCUGAGGAUACUAUACCUACGGCAGAUGCUCUCAGAAAGCUGCCAGAGUGCCAGCCAACUGAAGCUUUACCCAGGGAAGUUGAAGAGGAGGAGAACAUUGAUUGAGCUUUGUUACAGUUUCAAGUGUCAGGCUGUCACAUUCUCUGGGCAUUUUGCUGUUAAUGCUUUUUGAAACGUAACCUUUGCUCAGCAAAUGUAGCAGGUGUUGAUGUUCACUCAUCUCAGUCAGUUUCAGAUCACAGUAACUUAGUUACUGUCAAAGUUAUGUUUUUAAUGGUCUUACAUUCAGAGGUAAUCAGUCAAUACAAAAGAAAGCUGAAUUUUUAAAACUUUUUUGAUCUCUUCAGAGUACUCCUUCCAAUGCAGCUGCGACUGCUGCUGCAAAAAAGUGAACAUGUGUAAGCAAUAGGGUUAGGUUAGGGUUUUCACAUUUUGAUAAAUUUGGUAGUUUAUUGCUUUAAACCUGGUUUAAAGGUUUCUCCCUAUCUGAAAUGGGAAGAGCAAUGCCAUCAGAGCAUGUCCUUAGGGGAAAGUAGACUGCUUAACUGUAAAAGUAAAUGGUCCCAAAUAAAUCUUGUUGACUUAAUGAUCUGCAGUAGUUGUCUCCCCUUUCAAUGUCAUGUUUAAUAGGAAAGGCAGUGAAGGCUUAUAACCUUGCGUCAGAAUUACUGGGAUUCUAACUUGCCAGCAAAGUAUUUUCCGACCAUGUACAUGUAGUCUUUAACUCUGGCCAUUUGGGAUUCUAGUUUUCAUGUAACCCCUGGCUCUUGUAGCGUAUGUACCAAUGAAACAAUGCUUUGGAUUCUGAGAGUUCUAUUGAUUAUGGAAAGGUUUUUUUUUAGGUGAUAUCCUAUUAGAAAAUGUCUCAACAAAACAAGUAGAAUUUUGACCUUUGGUGGAAAUGUAGUGCAUGUGAUGGUAGUAAUUACAUCUUUCAUGGAGAGUUCAUAA